Molecule: messenger RNA, 1350 nt
Organism: Strongylocentrotus purpuratus (purple sea urchin)
Lineage: Eukaryota; Metazoa; Echinodermata; Echinoidea; Camarodonta; Strongylocentrotidae
Exons: 2
Coding region: 1-1350 (449 amino acids)
Source: RefSeq, a predicted model, not a curated record
AUGCUUCAGGCGACGGAGAAAAGGCUUGCAAAGAACCCAGAGCAUGCUGAAGUUUACAAACAGCAGAUGCAAGAGAUGGUCGAGAUGGGGUUUUCGAGAAAGCUGACCGAUGAAGAGAAGAAGAGGCAUGAUGGGCCUGUCCAUUACAUUGGUCAUCAUGCGGUUGUCAGGCCGGAAAAAAAGAGCACACCAGUGAGAAUUGUGUUUAACUCAUCAGCAGUUUUCAAGGGACAGUGUCUGAACGACUACUGGUUCAAAGGGCCAGACUUAUUACAGAGUCUGUUCGGAGUACUCCUUCGCUUCAGAGAACACAGAGUUGCGAUAUGCGCCGACAUAUCCAAGAUGUACCACCGAGUACUGAUUCCAGAAUCCGAUCAGCACGUCCAUCGGUACUUGUGGAGAGGAUUAGAUUCAGAGAGAGAACCGGAUGUGUACGUGAAAACUGUAGUCACGUUUGGAGAUAAGCCUGCUGCAGCAAUGGCCCAGAUAGCUCUGAGGAGGACAGCAGUAGAGGGAGAGUCUCAACAUCCUAAGGCAGCAGAAGUACUGAAACGUGAUACGUACAUGGACGACAUAUGUACCUCAGUAAGAACGUCAGAGGAGGCGAAAGCUCUUGUCAAGGACAUAGAUGAGGUGCUAGCUGACGGAGGCUUCAAGGUGAAGGGUUGGCAAUCCAACGAACAGCUGAAAGAUGAGACUUCUCAGAUGAAAACCAACGUUCUUGAGAAUCUGAGUGAGGAGAAGGUUCUGGGGAUGGUAUGGAACCAAAACACAGAUGAGUUUUCAUACAGAGUGAAAAGAAGUAUGAUCCCAGAUCUUCCAGACGAACAGAAAGACACCACUAGCAAAUGGACAAAGAGACGGAUACUAAGCCAGAUUGCAAAGAUCUUUGAUCCCAUAGGAUUUGCUUCAGCAUUACUGGUGAAGGCAAAGAUAGGAAUGCAACGCCUGUGGCAGCUUGGUUUAGAUUGGGAUGAAGAGCUACCCUCCAGAGAAAAGGCAGAAUGGGUAAAACUCUUCAGAGAGAUGGAGAACUUAGAUGGAGUGUCCUUCCAGAGAUGUUUGACACCACCCGGUGCAAUGAGACGACCUACAUUAUGUGUCUUUUGUGAUGCAUCUGAAGAGGCAUUUGGAGCUUGUGUUUACAUUCGCUGGGAGUUAGAGGAUGGCAGCUAUGAUGUUAGAUUUGUGACGGCGAAAUCUAGAGUGGCACCACUAAAGAAGUUGACGCUGCCGAGAUUGGAGCUACAAGCUGCAGUGGUUGCUGUUAGACUUGAUGCAACCAUCAGAGAUGAGACCACACUAGAGUUAAGAGAGACAGUGUUCAUGACAGAUAGCAAGAAGUUUUAA